This is a messenger RNA of Hydractinia symbiolongicarpus, 775 nucleotides long. RefSeq lists its product as uncharacterized. The transcript has 2 exons. The coding region runs from base 3 to 743 and encodes 246 amino acids. NCBI's taxonomy places the organism in Eukaryota, Metazoa, Cnidaria, Hydrozoa, Anthoathecata, Hydractiniidae. The record is from RefSeq and is a predicted model, not a curated record.
AUAUGGUGGAAAACAGGGUAGUUUUAGAAAAAAAGCAAAGAUCUAAAAACCAAAUGGGUAAUCACAGCAGCUCCAGCUGGCAUCAAGAAAUACAGAAAUACCCUCACAAUGAAAAACUGGUUGAGUUGUACAUCUCAUUAUGCGACUAUGGGAUACUUAACAAAGACCUAUUUCAAAAACAUUUUUCUUUACCUAAUACUCCGUUAGCAUCAAACUUGUUUGAAAGAUAUUUUAUAGAUUUACUUAACUCUUGUGCACAGACACGAUUAAUGUUUGUUGAAAGAUCGCAUGCUAUUUUGCAGAAUGCUGAUAACAAUUCCAUUGAAAACCUGCAAUUCUACUUUGACUUGAUUAUUGAUGAGAAACGAGAUCUUGAUCAUCACGAUUUAAAAUUGAUAGUUUUAAAUUGUAUACAAGUUGGAAUAACUCAAGCCGAUAGUAUGGCUAAUACUAAUAUGGACUCUUUAAUAAAUGAUUAUUUGGUUGAUGGAAUAGCAAGUGGCUGUUUAAAUGGUGCUUCUACAGUUUCUCGUAAUGAUGUUAUUUCUUGGUUGAACUCUAACUGUAAGAAUAUAUUUUCUGGUUUUCAAACCUGGCUUCAGCACAAAUUUACGGGUUUGUCACAGAAAGGGAAAUUUGAAAUGCUUUCACUACCCCAAGAGUGUUUAACAAUCAAUUCGCUACUUACACCUGCUGUUCUGUGGUAUUUGUGUUCUGUUUUACCUUCGUGUUUUACCAUAUAAACUUUUUAUAAGAAACUUUUUCUUAACCUCAA